This is a messenger RNA of Arachis ipaensis, 979 nucleotides long. The record is from RefSeq and is a predicted model, not a curated record. NCBI's taxonomy places the organism in Eukaryota, Viridiplantae, Streptophyta, Magnoliopsida, Fabales, Fabaceae.
AAAAAGCGUACCCAUAGAGUUCCCCAAUUUUUUUUCCAAAGCCUUUAAUUUUUUCCCAAGUUAAACACUUUAACCCUAAGCCCUCUAUGUGAUAACACUUCAUCAUCACCCAGCCGUCGAGCACACCCUCCCCAGCCCUCUCCAACCAGCUGCCUUUACUGCCAAUGAGGACCCUCGCCACCCCAUUGCGCUCUCUCCCAGCCCUUCAUCUUCAUCACUGCUAUGAGAACCCUUGCACCCAGCCCUCUCUCCAAGCUCUCUGUUGCACCCUCUCUGUCGCAACCCUCGCACCCUCAACGCAAGUCUCCUCCUCAGAUUCGCAACCUCACACCCUCUCUCGCAACCUUCCAUUGGCGCUGCCCCGUCGGCGCUGCUCCGUUGGCGCUGGUCCUUUGGCGUGUCCUCCCUCAAUCGGCACUGUCUAUUGCUGCCUAUCCCUCAGUCGGUGCUCAACCCUCGAGUUGCUGCUGAAGAAGGAAAAGGCCCAUGAUAUGGACAUAAAUUCAGUGCAAUGGAGCCCUGGGCUACCGCCAAAAAAUAACCAUGUGUGCACACUGGUCUGAGUGUAAAGUAUUGUUGAGUAUUCUAUUCCUUGGAGUUGAACCAUAACCAUAAACAUGUUUAAUAACUGGGAAAAAAAAUUGGUUUGAACCCAAGAAGCUAACGGAUGGGAAGAUUGAAGGAUAGUCACUAUUUUUAUUGUUAUGUGCUCAAAUCCCAUUUUCCAAUGAUGCUAGAUGUGUGCUAAAGCCUUGUGGUGCCUCUUUCUUGCCCUUGUUUGAAUGAUACUGAAAAGUGAUAACUCCUUACCCGCAAUUUACUAUGUGGUUCAUUGCUGAAGCGAUCUACAUGCCAAUCAAGAAAGGGGGCUAGGGAAUGAUCGGAGGAAGAGAGAUAGUGAGGGAAAUUUAAAAGAAUAAAUGUGCAAUUUCAAACUGUUAUAUUAUUUAUAAAUAUUGAAUUUAUGAAUUUUCCCUAU